Molecule: messenger RNA, 1301 nt
Organism: Myotis daubentonii (Daubenton's bat)
Lineage: Eukaryota; Metazoa; Chordata; Mammalia; Chiroptera; Vespertilionidae
Gene: DTD1
Product: D-aminoacyl-tRNA deacylase 1
Biological process (GO): tRNA metabolic process
Cellular component (GO): cytoplasm
Molecular function (GO): D-tyrosyl-tRNA(Tyr) deacylase activity
Source: RefSeq, a predicted model, not a curated record
GGGCCGCGGGCGCACUUCCUAGUGUCGCCGGUAGAGGGCGCAGGCCGCGGAGCCGCUCGCAGAGCCGGGAAGCCGGGAGGAGCGGGCGCAGCCCCACUCGCCCCAGCCGCCGCCAUGAGAGCCGUGGUGCAGCGCGUCACCCGGGCCAGCGUCACAGUUGGAGAAGAGCAGAUCAGUGCCAUUGGACGGGGCAUCUGUGUGUUGCUGGGCAUUUCUCUGGAAGACACACAGAAGGAACUGGAGCACAUGGUCCGAAAGAUUUUAAACUUACGUGUGUUUGAGGAUGAGAGUGGAAAGAACUGGUCGAAGAGUGUGAUGGACAAACAGUAUGAGGUGCUGUGUGUCAGCCAGUUCACCCUCCAGUGUGUCCUCAAGGGCAACAAGCCCGACUUCCACCUGGCAAUGCCCACGGAGCAGGCAGAGAGCUUCUAUAACAGCUUCUUGGAGCAGCUGCGCAAGACGUACCGGCCGGAGCUCAUCAAAGAUGGCAAGUUUGGUGCCUACAUGCAAGUCCACAUUCAGAACGAUGGGCCCGUGACCAUAGAACUGGAAUCUCCAGCUCCUGGCGCUGCUACCUCCGACCCAAAGCAGCUGUCAAAGCUGGAAAAACAACAGCAGAGGAAAGAAAAGACCAGAGCCAAAGGGCCUUCUGAAUCAAGCAAAGAACGAAACGCUCCUCGCAAAGAAGACCGCAGUGCCAGCAGUGGGGCCGAGGGAGACGUGUCGUCUGAGCGGGAACCAUAGGCUGCCGGAUGGAGCUCAGUGCGUUAUCAUUGGCAGAACUGGAUCCUGAAAAAUUCAUGAAAGAUGCUAAGCACCUACACUACUUUAAGAAUCUGGAACUGAAUCGUGAAAAGGCAGACAGAAGUAAGAAAUUGGGAACCUGAAGAGCCCUGCAGAAGAAACACACACCAAAGGAACAUUACUGCUUUCUGUUGUUGCUGUGGUCCAAGGGAGGAGAUGCGUGCUGCCAGGCAGGGAUUGUGCCCUGCAGGGCAGACACCUGCACCUCCCUCACAAGAAGGUUUUGUUAGUUCCUAUGAUGUCUUGGCUUACUUUUGGAACAAGUGGGCUCAACAUCAGUUGUCAUCGAGUUCUCCUUUCACACUGUGGUUCAUUUCUGCUUGUCCACGAUGGGUCUCAGAUGCAUUCAUGCUGUCCAUGUUCUUCCCAGCACUGGCCAAGCCAGGGCCUGUGUGUUAAGGUGUAAAGAGAACUGUCACCUAUGAUAACGUAUUGUGUGAGACCUUUGCGUCUUGUAAAUUUCCUCUUUUUUCUAAAAAUAAAUAAUAAAAUGAUAA